Molecule: messenger RNA, 7112 nt
Organism: Hippoglossus stenolepis (Pacific halibut)
Lineage: Eukaryota; Metazoa; Chordata; Actinopteri; Pleuronectiformes; Pleuronectidae
Product: AP2-associated protein kinase 1
Exons: 20
Coding region: 867-3575 (902 amino acids)
Biological process (GO): protein phosphorylation
Molecular function (GO): protein kinase activity; ATP binding
Source: RefSeq, a predicted model, not a curated record
UGCGCGCGGCAACAGCAACAGCUAGGAUGCUGCGAUAUCUCCGGCAGCCAAAGAUCGCUGUGGCUGCAGGGAUUCGGCUGCUGGACUGAAAAAAACCCUCACUCUCGUGUUUUUGGUAGAUGUCAAAUCCGCCGCACGGACACACGGAGGCUUCGGGCUCCUGUCGAAUCUGCGGCCGGGUCCGGGUUAGAGGAGAGACGCUGCACCGCGCUAAUGCGUUAGCUAACUGGAAAGGGAGAAGGGGGGGAAAAAUCACAGUUUAAUCGCUAAUGGGGGGGAAUUAAAUAGCCGCACGGGCAGAUAUGUGGCGACUGGCGGCGGCUCCAGUUGAAUGAGGAUGGAAAGAUUUUUUCCGGGCGACGCUAUCGUUGAAGUUUCACGUCGGACACAUCGCACCCGGAGCCGCUAUCUUCAGAGGGUAACCUGGAUAACCUUACACGCGACAUGUCAUAGCGCGUAAGCGGCUAGCACGGAGCUAGCUCGGCUCGGACGGGGAUGGAGACGGACCCAAUGUUCCCAUCGGUAUCCUCCGACCACGGGCGGCUGCUGCAUGGAUAGCUGAGGAACAGGACUUUUCUCCCGGAGAUGCUCUAGCCUCCCCGGGUGGUGUAAUUCACUCCUUACGUAACAGCUCCGGCUACACAUCACCGACCGGCUUGUGUUGGCGAAGCGAAAGGGAAAAUUCGCCUCCUAAAACCUCCACAUCAGCAUAAGAGGAGAAAGAAGAGAGGGGGGGUGCAGUGCGUGUUUUCAGGCUGCAAAUAGACUCGCUGGGGUUCACAGUUCUGCGUGAGUGCAACCAUUCUGUGCUUUGAGAAACUAGCAGCUCGCCGUCCAGUGUGCGUGUGUGUGUCGCUGUGGACACCAUGAGGAAGUUCUUCGAUUCCCGUCGGGAGUUGGUCAGCUCCGGGCCUGGCUCCGGGGGAGGAGGCGGCGGCGGCUCCGGGUCCAGUCACGCAGGCGGAAAUUUCAUUGGACGAGCCUUCACCGUCGGGCGACACCAAGUCACCGUGGAGGAGACUGUGGCUGAAGGUGGUUUUGCGAUUGUGUUCCUCGUGCGAACAAAUCAAGGGGUGCGUUGUGCCCUGAAGAGGAUGUAUGUCAACAAUGAGCAUGAUCUGCAGGUGUGCAAACUCGAGAUUCAAAUAAUGAAAGACCUUGUCGGUAACAAGAAUAUUGUUGGUUAUCUGGACUCCAAUAUCACUGCUAUGGGAUCAAGGGAUGUAUGGGAGGUUCUCAUACUUAUGGACUAUUGCAAAGGAGGGCAGGUGGUCAAUUUGAUGAAUCAGAGGCUGCAGACCGGCUUCACCGAGGUCGAGGUGCUGCAGAUCUUCUGUGACACGUGCGAUGCCGUUUCUCGUCUGCACCAGCGCAAGUCACCCAUCAUCCACAGAGACCUUAAGGUGGAGAACAUCCUCCUGCACGACAAGGGUCAUUAUGUGCUGUGUGACUUCGGCAGUGCCACCAACAAGUUCCAGAGUCCGCAGACCGAAGGAGUUGCCACAGUGGAGGAAGAGAUCAAAAAAUACACCACUUUAUCAUAUCGUGCCCCUGAAAUGGUUAACCUGUACAACAACAAGAUUAUCACCACAAAAGCAGAUGUCUGGGCACUGGGUUGUUUGCUGUACAAGCUGUGCUUCUUCACUCUGCCCUUUGGUGAAAGCCAGGUGGCCAUCUGUGAUGGCAGCUUCACCAUUCCAGAUAACUCUCGCUACUCUUACGAUCUUCACUGCCUCAUUAGAUACAUGCUGGAGCCAGACCCAGACAAAAGACCAGAUAUCUACCAGGUGUCCUUCUUUGCUUUUAAACUAGCUCAGCGGACCUGCCCUGUUCAGAAUGUGAAGAAUUCUCAAAUUCCCGCUAAACUUCCUGAGCCAAUCAAAGCGAGUGAGGCUGCGGCAGCAAAGAAGAACCAGGCUAAGCCCAGGCAAGCACUGACGGAUCCUGUUCCCACCACUGAAACCUCCAUCACCCCUCGCCAGAGGCCCAAAGCAGCCCACACCCAGCCUGCUGCAGGCAUUCUACCCAUCCAGCCUGCUGCUCUCACCCCGCGCAAACGGGCUAAUAUCCCUGUUGGUGCAGCUCAGCCCGUUGGAGUUAGCUUAAGCCUCUCUCAGCCCGCUGCAGCUCUGCAGUCACAGAAGGUGCAGACUUCUGCUCUGCCACUCAUCCAGUCGCAAAACAAUUCCGGUCCGGCUGUGGCCCUGCAGAAACAGGUCGUGCUACCAGCCGCAGCUACAGGAGCAGAGACUCCCCCAGUAGCAGUAGUAUCACCGGUGACCAAGAGUGACGUCCAACCUCAAGCUCAGCCAACAGUCCAGCAGCAGACCACACCUCCCUCUGUGGUCAGCUCCUCCUCCCAGCAGGCAGCAGUGACUCCAUCCAGCCCGGCCCCGCCUCAGCGUCCAGCCCGACGCAAGCAGGGUAGCCAGCCUCAGCAGCCAGCGGCUCAGCCUUCGCCCAGCAAACCGGCCUCUGCUCAGCCACCUGCAUCUCAGCCAUCCGCUGCCUCCACUGAGAUCAGCCAAAAAUCAGCUGAGACAACUCCACCUGCUUCUCCAAAGACAACUGAAGAGCGAGGGCACCAACGUGUCCCGAGUGACGCCACAGCGAGUAGCAUCGCUGCAGUUCCAGUUACUGACUCUCAGCAGCUGCAGGGAGUUAAUGGAGAUGCUGCUCUUAACCUAUCACUUACAUCUCAACCAAGCAACACCCAGCAUGUUCAACAAGGGGCUGGAGACACAGUCCAGGACCAGAGCAAAGCUGGACCCACUGCUCCUGCCUCUGGCAGCGCAAUCAUCACUCCGACACAGGCGACUUGGAACCCCUUUGACGAUGACAACUUCUCCAACAACUUCUCCAUCCUCACUGCUGAGGAAUUCAAAUCGGAAGACAAAAAGCCCAAUGACCUACCUUCGGAAACUGAGACAUCAUAUUCUGAAGAGUUGAUACCAGGCCUGCAGGCCUUGACUGUGGAAAACGAAUCCCAAGAAACAAUUGAAAGACCGUCAGCCAUCGUAGAUUCAGGAGCUUUGCUGUUGGCUGUACCAGAUCCUUUCUGUUCCCUGGAGCUGUUGGAUGCACCAGAGAAGCUGAUUGAAGGACUCAAAUCUCCCGACACAUCUUCACUCCUGCUGCCUGACCUCUUGUCAUUGUCGGAUCCCUUCGGUGGCUCUGUGGAAGAGUCUGCGAAAGACUCCCUCACUGCAGACGACUCUCUCCUGGGCUGCUCCCUGAUCUCUGCUCCGUCCGCCCCCCCAGCAGCGAGCAGCACCACCUCCUCCGUAUCCUCAGCCCCCAGCUCCGCUGCCUCUGCUCUGGAUGAUUUCAGUCUGUUGUCUGGAGACUCCAUGCAGCCUAAAGCAGACUCGUCUCUCCUGAUCUCGGACUUUGAGCCCCAGCAAGCAAGCGGAGAGGUCGGCACGGAGGAUGAGUUUGAUCCUAUUCCCGUCAUAGGGCGUAAGAACUCCCAAGUUUCAGGAGGCCACUCGCGCAGUAACAGUGGCGGCUCUGAAUCCAGCCUGCCCAGCCUGGCCCGCUCCCUGCUGCUGGUGGACCAGCUCAUCGACUUGUAGACGGCCCCCUCCCCCCCUCCAAGUAGAAGCUGUAACACUGGACUGGCAUAGCAUAACUGCAAUCAACACUGUUGUCAUAGCUAGCUUCCUGCACCCCUGGCUGCCAUCAUCAUUGUAGCUCCUACAGUAGAAGCCUCCUCUGCCUUUUAGUGCUUCUUCACUCCCGCCCUCUCCGCCGUAUCGACUUCAUUAUCUGGCUUCUCCUCACCUCUUAUCUCUCACCCUCUCACUCACAUUUUCUCUUUGUCGUAGUCUCCGUGCAUCGUGUAUUGUCCGUUGGCUCAAUACACUAACAUCAUCCUUUCUAAAGAUUAACCACCGCAUCUCUCUGUCAAUCAGGAUAUGAUAUUGCUAUCCAGUUUGUUUGAACAAUAUUGCAUUGUGUCUAAUAGCAAACAAUAGAAGAUCAUUGUUGUAAUGUACAAUAGGCCUAGUUCUAAGUGGUUGUAGUUAUUAUCGUGCACAAGUGAAUUUGUCGUUGUUCGGCUUUCUAAGUUCCUCCUCCCCAGGUUUAUUUGCACAUUUAAAAGUAAAACCAUGGAAAAGUGAAAUGAUAGUUAGUUCAAAUAGGGUCAGUUUGUCUCUUCUACAAAGGGACGCCUGUUUGAAAAGUGUCAUGUAGCCUGAUUUGCACAGUAGCAGGAGUGUUGCCUCCGUCAGCCUCGGCUGCUGGAGGGAAUAUCUUUUAACAGUUUAAAGCUGCUAUCGAUUAGACUGAAACGUCCAAUGAUAUUGUGUCACAAUCUGGAAACAAACAGCCAUAAUCCCUCAUUCUGCCUCUCCUUCAGCUUCUGCGGCACAAGCACCGUACAAAGUUAUUGUGAUGUGGAGAAAAGCAGGACACAAAAACAGUGAAGUGCCAUAAAAUAAUCUAUGAAGUAAACUGACUAAGCUGAAUGGAUGAGUCCUUGAAGUGUACAAUAUCUGCUUAGAUCUAACUAUAACUACAGUAAAAAGAAAUAUCUUGCACAUUAUGUUAUCAAUUCAAGGUGAACCUGUUUUCAAGACAAAGUGCUUCACCUUCAUUUUAUCCUUGAGGCAAGUGAUAAGUUGCUUUGGAAUUAAAUGACAAAUCAUUGGUCAUUUAACAGUGUUUAUAGCAGGGUGCCAUACCGACAAAACAAAUGCAUGAAAUCAUGAAAAAAAACUUGAAUAAUCAACUAUGAUAGAAAAACGUAGAAAUAAACUAAGUAGAAACAACUAUUCAGGUAAUUUGUGGCACUGACAGAAACGACACAAUGUGGCAUUUUCACUCAUUCACAUUUUUUAAAUAUCAGCUGAAACACGAAUUCCGCAUCAUGCAAUCCUUCCUACAUUCCUGCCGUUUGUUCACUCAUAACUUGUGUAAAUAGAAAACUGGACCCCUGCAGGCUCUUAUCCAGACCAUAGAGUUGGUUCUUCUUCCCAUGUAUAUAUGAAGUCAUUGUCAUAAAGCUUUACUUGUGGAAAACAUAUUGCUUUACAUGUUAAAUCUGUCAUCCAUAUAUAUAUAUAUAUAUAUAUAUGGUGAUUGAUUGAAAUUUGAUUGAUUGAUUGACAUUGUUUUCCUGUUAAUAAAUGUUAAUAUGACUAGAGUGUUAGAGAAUGAAUGUAAGAAAUAAAUAUUAGUCUAUAAUGAAAAAAAUAUAUAUAAUUCUUAACACCAUAAUCACUGAAUAAUAUGGAAGAAUACUCAUUCCUCUUUGUGGGAUUGUUUUUCUUGGUUCUAUCUACUCAAUAACUGUCGGUACAUUGAACUGUAUAGAUGAUAAUCCUAGUCUUUGUUAGACUUGAGAGAUUAGGCUGAAUCCCAUGUCUUAUUCCACCUUUGUGAAACGAAAGUGAGCCUGUGUUCCGUUUGUUUACAUGGACUGAUGAAGGAUUAUAUUUUUAUUGAACACGGUCGACAGUUUUUCUGACGAGCGGGAGCUCAAACUCUUGAAUCUUAGUCCUGUUUCAUGUCUUCGCUUAAACUAGAACUUUUUCUUUUUUCUGAAGUUGUGCUUUGUAAAGCUUUGUUUUUCGCUUUACCGGGUUUUAGUGAUCACAGACGUCAUAUCGAAAAAACGCAUGGCAGUGUUGUUGAAUGUUACGUUCACGUGUGUUGGUGGUUCUACAGUGUUCUGAUAAGUAUGUAUGUGUGUAUGUGUGCGUGGAGUCGGACUUGUUGGAUGUGUUUUCCAGUAGCCUACUUGUGUUGUUGUUUGCUGCGAACAUGGCGACAGUCCCGUUGUCAUUAAAGUCUCUUCUGAAAGCACAGCCCCCUCCUCCUAAAUUCUCUCAGGUCGUCAGAGCUCCAUGACUCUCUCUGAGGGUUGGACACGUAUUGGCUUACCGCUCGCCCCAGUCUCUCUGUCCUCCGGACGUCUGCGCUCCAUAUUACAGCUUCAAGAAUUUGUCGGAUUUGUAACGUGUGAGGGGCUCUGUGAAGGGGAAAUCGGCCAGUUUCACAGUGACCACAGGACACUGUUGCUGCUGUGGUUUGAUUAUCUGACGGCAUCAAAUCAGCCGUCCAGGGUUUGAAAAUCAGCUCCAAUCAGCAAUAUAAAUGUUUCUGUAGGAUCAAACAAAGUCAUUUCACUUUCCAUGCAUGAACACAGUGCAUGAAGACCACCUCCACCUCAAUGUCAAUACUAGAAAAUGAUAUCAAGUAGAAUAUAUCCUACAUUACACAUAUGCAUCCGCUACAUCUACUUAUACUGCUCAAUUUUUGAAGUAAGAAAUCAUAUGUUUAAAAAAUCUGGAUUUAUUAUUGUAUCAUUAUUUAUAGGGUUUUAAGAUGAACAAAUCAGUCAUAUUGUGUUAAAAUGCUGAAAGAAGUCCACGGAUGCUGGUUAGAUAUAUUCCACAAAAUCCAAAUAAAUGUAAUAAAAGAAAUCACCUUAAAACUUAAAUAUUAAACCAACUAAACAAAUAUUAACGUAAUAUUAAUAUACCGAAUCUGAGAAAAGAGCUCAAGUUAUCGGGGGCAUUCAUUACUUUGAUAAUAAAAGGUAAAGAAGUUUCAUGAUAAUGACUUUAUGUAGUACAUAUUGGUGUCUUUGCAAUUUCAAUGUUAUACACUAGCCCCCAAAAUCUAAAAGAUCUUUAAAGUAGAACUGACUUUGUCCAUGUCGGUAAACGUCAAAGAUCGACCGGCGUAUUUACCAUAGGUACGGCAUGUGCAACUCACGGCUCACGUUUUUUUCCUUGAAUCGUCAUCCUCUCUAUGGUCCCUCCACUGAACAGCUCAGUCAUUCGCAGUUACUGUUUGAACCUAUGCAACUCCCGAGCUUUCUCCCUGUCGCUGCCUGUGUGCUGUUGUAAUCGGUGAAGACGAACAGGUAGUGAGAUUAGUCCUUGGUGGGAAACAGGAGCCCCUCGUCCUCUGUUGUUGUUUUUUUGGGGGUUUUUUUUGCCAAAACUGAAAUCGGAUACUCCCGAGUGUUUUUGAAACGCCUCUUGUCCGUUUGGCCCAAACCUGCGUCAGAGCUGUGGUAUCGUGUGCUCCUUCUAUUUUUGUGAGAUAAUUAAAGAAUUAUAAAGGAAUAGCAAAUAAAAUACAAAUGUGAAUGUCAA